CUCGUGUUCAACGGUGAGCCUCACAAGCAGUUGAAUUAUGAGAUCUCACAGAUAUAUACGUAGAGCAACGGACCCUGGAAAGAAACGUCUUUGUUAUCAAAAUUGACUGAAAGUCAUUGUUACUACUUAACGUUUGGAAAUGCUGUGGAAAGAACCUAUUGCGACUGUGCAGGGGCAGCAUGCCCGUUACGCAACUAUUGAUUUAAAGUUGACCCGUUGUGACCCUGUUUCAGCAGUUAAGCCCUGAAUCUAUGAGGGAAUCGAUCCAACUGCAGACGUUUUGUCAUCAAUGCACGAUAUCAGAUUACAACGAUGAGGAAGAUAGGAGGCUCUGUAAAGGUAUAAAAGAACACCGCUUUAUCAUUCCUAUCCAUUUACUGUGGAAAUAGGAAUCAUUCCUCUGCCACAAGAAGAACGAACUCAAGAGCCGGUCGUCACCAGAGUUUGGACAACAGAAAGAUGGUGAGCACAUUUGACGGUACUUAAAUAUACGAAUUACCCUGAAGCUAACUUCACUUUUUUCAUGCAUACGCAUGUUUGAUAUCCAGCCGUUUUGAUAGUAGCUCAAAUUGUGAAAAAGAUGCAGCUGGACUUGUGGGAAGGGAUGGGGCUCCCCUUUAAAGACUUACUUAUAAAGCGUGAAAAUCAUAGAUUUCCAACGAAUGCUAUUUUCUUUUAUUAUCAGGAGUGGAAGGUGUACCUCCUUUUCUUUGCCUUGUUCGUGGCUGCCACAUCUGCAGCGCCCACUUGUAAAUGCGAAGAUGAAGAUAAGGUAAAAAUAAAAAUACUCGUUAGUGUUAUCAUUUAUCAAUCUGCAGCCUUGCAGUCUUUCAUCGUGUACUUUUAGCCAUCAAUCUUUUAUUGUAAUACAAGGUUUUAGGAGACUUAGUUGUUCCCGUACAAUGCAGACCAAAGCUGAAAUUUGUGCCGUUACAGAGCCGAUAAACGCGUUCUGACCAUGUUCCUUUAAUUACUUCGUAGAAACGUCAGGUUCGCCUUUAAAGUCCAUGUGAAUUAGGCCAGAACAAUAGCAACAUAAACGUAAAUAUUAUAAAAUCUUUUGCUCCACAGGAAACUUUGUCCAAGUACAAAGUUAAAGUCAAAAAUGGUGACGAAGAGUAUGAACAAGAAGUCGAAAUCGACACCGAGAAACAGACGGAAACUUAUCACAUUCCAAAAACGAAAUCUUCCAGCGCAGGAGAAGUGGACGAAGUCUAUGACUUUAAAAGAGUAAGUAAAUUAGCAUAGCAAAGUAAAUAAGCAUAGCAAAGGUAGCACUCCUCUCCAUUCUCCUCAGUUAUUUUUAAGAUGCUGACUGUUGGUCGGGGUCUUAAACCCUCAACCUUCCGCACGGUAGUAGGGCGCUCUCCAAUUAGUAAGAGCUAACCAAGUGCGGUUUAAAAGUUAAGAUUUUCAAAUGGAUUGAAGUCACGACUCUAAGAUCUUGUAGAGUGGCUUUACGCUUGUCUAAGUAAUAGCAAGGUAAUUUAAGUAAAAAACUUAUCGCAACUUUUCGCGUUUUCGCGUAGCUUAGGCUAGUUCGCUAACUUUGGAUAAUGGUUAACUCUUUGUUACAUUCCCUUACGUUGUGAUACUCAGUCAAAAACUGCUCUAAGAAAACAGGGAUUACUAAUUAAAAUUCAUAGUUACUGGUUACUCAUCUACUUGCUGAUGUUCUUCGUACAGAACUUGGUCAUGCGCCGAAUGCCUGAACACAAAGCCUGUUUCUUGAGUGAAUCCACUGAAAACGCUCCAAAGCCUCAAGACCUCAAAAAUGCACUUGACAAGGUAACUUUCCUUUCUUUGUUGGCGAGCAACGAUCGAUACUCUAGCUUUACACUGAAGUUCACGAUAAAGCCUUCGUUUUUUGAUGCAUUUCUGUUUCCUUGAAAUUAUCGUUUACAGUAAAGUGUUAGUUUUCUAGAUGGUAUGUGUUCAGAAGGCGAUUUUUUUUUUGCUUUUCUCUAAUUAAAUGUCAUAACCGACAUAUUUAUGGUCGAAAGAAAUAUAGACCUUCUUCCGGCUCAGGCUAAUCAAUAAGCUCUAGUAUAAAAAUAACGUCUUUUCACACUGUCAUAUCCCAGUUUUGACUUCUUGUAGUGCUCAUGGAAAAUGAACCAGUCAUCACAACAACUUAGCGCUUCGAACAUGAUCUUAACUCCAUUAUCACCUAAAAUCUUAAGCAAGAUCAUGAUUAUGGAAUGAGUACAAAUUAAAAUAGAAAUUUGAUUGGAAGCAACUCAUUGCUUUUUCAGCAAAGCGCAUCAGGUUCCUCACAAUCUGCUAAUACUACUGAGGACAACUUCGAAGUUGUUGGCACUGUAAAUGAUCGUUCCACUCUGAGUGAUGAAAUGGCUGCAAUGUGUGCCAAAUUUCCCAUUUAUCGCAUCAAGAGGAAGAAGGUCACUAUGAGUGUGGAAAAAGAAAACAUCCAAGGUAUUUGUGUGCUUUUGUUUAUAUUUUCGUUUUAAUCGCUCUAAGUGGGACCGCUAAGGAGUUAAUGCCCACAGAGUUAAUUAUAAGUCGUAACUAGUUUUCGCUCUCAUUUUCCAGGUGGUAAAGACAGGGUUAAGAGAGACCUCUGCAUCUACUGCUAUUGGAAAAUCCAAGGUUACAUCAUAGUAAAAAAAGUGAUGGUACCAUCGUAAUUAUCAGGGUUUGGACUAAGAUAUGCGUUUACGUAUCUUGCAGCCGCUGAACGAAGACCAAUAAUCGUUUAAUGAGGCAACCUCCUGAUCCAGAAACCUCAGCCAAGAAAUAAAAAUUGAUGCGUCUUUUUCUGAUUCCCUAUU
Messenger RNA from Pocillopora meandrina, 2792 nucleotides. NCBI's taxonomy places the organism in Eukaryota, Metazoa, Cnidaria, Anthozoa, Scleractinia, Pocilloporidae. The record is from the annotation of a GenBank genome assembly.